This is a messenger RNA of Hydractinia symbiolongicarpus, 7080 nucleotides long. Its product is annotated as myoferlin-like. The transcript has 31 exons. Lineage: Eukaryota; Metazoa; Cnidaria; Hydrozoa; Anthoathecata; Hydractiniidae. The record is from RefSeq and is a predicted model, not a curated record. Gene Ontology annotation, cellular component: membrane. Gene Ontology annotation, biological process: plasma membrane organization; membrane fusion. The coding region runs from base 131 to 6205 and encodes 2024 amino acids.
AAUCGUCUAUACGUGACGUGACUCAGGCAACAGGUGCGGAGAUGAAAAAGUUCCUCUUUGGCUUUUUACUUCCUUUUUGCAUUCAUGGUUUUAAGCCUUCGUGCAGAAAGGAGGUAAAAGAAAGGCAGAGAUGGCAACGAGUUUUAAAAUUUCUAAUAUCAAGUGCACAGAAUUGCUUAAUAUUGAAAAAAGGGGUACUAUUGAUCCCUUUGUCAUUUUUAAGUACCUUGGUGUUCAAAAGGAAACUGAAAAGAAGAACAAUGAAUUAAACCCAAUCUUUGGAGAGGUGUUUGAAUUUGAUCUUUCUGGUAAAGCUCUUGGACCUGAAGAUUUUCUAGAGGUUACUGUUAAAGAUUUCGAGUAUUUUGCUCGAAAUCGAUUAGUUGGUCAAGCAAGUAUUUCACUUACUCCGUUGUUAAACUCAGGUACAACAAGUGCACAAUUUAGUGCUGCACUACAUGAUUCUAAUGGACGACCAACAAUGGGUAAAAUCACAUUUCAAAUUGACUACAUUGCUCCUGCUGGUACUAAAAGAGCUGCAGGUGGUGGUGGAGAUGACCGACUGAAUGCAGAAGGUGUUCUUGAACACGCUAAUGAUAACGACGAUGAUGAGGAUGCAACUCAUAUGCCUGAUGGCACACCUAUCGUGCCUGGACCAGAGGGAGACGAAAUGCGUAAACAGAGGAAACUCAUGAAACGUAAACGAAGGCAGCAUAACUUAGCAGAUAAACUUACAGAUUUCCAGGUUCGUAUCAAAAUUAUUAAAGGUAGACACCUUCCCGGUGGCAACAUUAAUCCAACUGUAAGAAUUACAGUUGGGGAGGAAGCUAGACAGACACGUGUAAAGCAUUCUUCAAACAAACCACACUUCAACGAAACAUUCUUUUUCAAUUUCAACGAAAGACCCAAUGAUAUGUUUGAUAAACUGAUAAACUUUGAGGUCUUUAAUGCCAAAAGUUUAAUAUCAGAUGCUUUGUUGGGUACAUUUCAUUGUGAUGUUGGUUUUGUUUAUGAUAGAGAUGGUCAUGCAAUCAUCCGAAAGUGGUUGUUAAUGACAGCUCCUGAGGACAAGGACCCCAAAAAAGCGGAAGAUGGACAAGCAAAAGGCUCUGCUUCCCAACCUGGUGGCCCCCCUGCUGGAUAUCUCAAAAUCACAGCAUUUAUCCUAGGGCCUGGGGAUGAAAUUCCUUACAAAGUAAAUAAUGGUGAAAUCAGUGAAGAAGAAGAAGAUAUUGAAUCAAAUCUACUUCGACCAGCUGGGGUUACAUUGAGACCAGCAACAUUUCUUGUCAAGAUCUACAGGGCAGAAGAUCUCCCCCAAAUGGAUACAGCUACAUUCGAAGGUGUCAAAAAGCUAUUCAGUUCUGGUCCUCCGAAAGAUCAUGUGGAUCCUUAUGCAAAAUUUACAUUUGCUGGGCAAAAGGCAAAAACAGACAUCAAGUAUGGCAUCAAUCACCCUGAAUUUAAUCAGGAGCUAAGAGUUUCCUUUAAAUUUCCUUCCAUGUGUGAAAGGCUGAAGUUGCAGUUCUUUGAUUGGGAUAGAGUUGGAAAGGAUGAUUGCAUUGGUACAACAUUCAUUCCAUUGUCAGCAAUAUCUGGCAUGGGUGAUGAUGGAUUUUUACCCUCUUUUGGACCUUGUUUUGUAAAUUUCUAUGGAUCACUACGAGAGUUUUCAAGCUUGCCAGAUGAAUAUGAUGACUUAAAUAAUGGUCGUGGCGAAGGUGUUGCCUAUCGUGGUCGAGCAUUAGUUAAGAUUGAUACUAGAUUUGGUAAUCAUGCUAAAAAACCAGUGCACAAUAUCAUGGCGCAGGAGCUUUUAAAGGUGCAAACAUACAUGCGUCGAAGGAAAUACAAACUCUUUGCCAGCUUUCUAAGUGCAAACAUGAUUGCAGAAUCAGAUGGACCUGUUGAAUUUGAAGUUAGUAUUGGUAAUUAUGGCAACAAGUUGGACAGAACAGUUACGCCUCAAUCAUCCAGCACACCACCUACAAAUCCAGUAUUUGAUGGAGCCAACUAUUAUUACUUGCCAUGGAACGAAACGAAACCUUGCUGUGUUGUGGAAAGCCAUUGGGAAGAUAUAGCAUUUAGGCUUGAACCGAUUAACAUGCUGGAGAAAUUAAUUGAUAAGUUGAUGAAAAAUAUCGAUUCUGUGAAUUUGGCCAUCAAAACUAAAUCUCAACCUGCUGAAAAAGCUGGUCUAUUAAUUGAUUUGUUAGAUCAACUGAUCUCUGACUGCAGAACACCGUUACCUGCUUUUGAUGCCACUUUAAAUGGUGUAAAUGAACUUGACUUGAAGAUGCAAGAGAUUCGCCAGGUUGAAAUGGCUAAUCUUGUAGAUGAAGCUACCACCCUUCGUGAACAAGCAACUGACAUUCAUGAAGCCAUGGAGGUUAUUGAUGGGUAUUUAGGACGAGUAAGAGACCUUUGUAUUGAGCCGCAAAACUCUAUGCCAGAUGUUGUUAUUUCGAUGAUCUCAGGCAGUAAAAGAAUUGCAUGCUUCCGCAUACCUGCUAAUACAAUCUUGUAUUCAAAAAAUUCUGCAGCAAUGGGAAUGAAUUGUGCAAAAUUACAGAAUAUUAUUAUGAAGUAUCCAGGAAAAGAAGAAAAUGAUGUUGAAGAUCAUCCUGUAGUCCCUGCCAUAUUAAGUGGCAUCUUUUGGCUUGGAUUGGAAGCAGACCAGGCUGCUUGGACAGAUACUGACCAAAUGGAAGGAGAGUAUUCCGUUUAUGCUGAAACAUAUGAAAAUCAAAAAAAAUAUUUAUUUGUUGAUUGGACUUCCAAGGGUUGCCCAAGACCAGCAUUCUCUGAUGCAGAAGGAGACAUAAGAUUAAACAAAGAAAGUUUUGUACCACCAAAAGGAUGGAAAUGGGAUGUUCCACCAGAUGGCGAAUGGUUUGUUGAUCCAGAAUUAAGUGCUAACUAUGAUUCUGAUGCAGGGCACAGAGAUUUUGUACAAGAUGCUUUUGAAAACGAAUCCUGUGUACCCGGUGGUAAUUGGGGAACAUCUACAAUUCCUUAUACAAACAUUCAAGGAGAUCAGAUUGAUCAUCGUGAUGAAACAAAACUACCAGAAGGAUGGGUUUGGGUGGAUGAUUGGAGGGUUGAUGUCAACCGUGCUUGUGACGAAGAAGGUUGGGAGUAUUGUGUUGAAGCAACGUUAGGUGGAUGGACUUCUGUGUACAGAUCGUAUCAUUUAUGCCGUAGAAGACGUUUUGUUAGAACAAGACGUCUAGAACAAGAUAUGGAGAAGUUACGCAAGAAGGAGAAGGAUGAUACAAAGUGUGGCGAGGGAUGGGAAUAUGCUCCUGUCUUUGGUAUGAAAUAUCAUUUAAAAAAACGCCAUUUUGAUAUGGUGCGAAGAAGAAGAUGGCAUCGUAAAAUGGUGAAUACCGAACCUGGUGCUCCACCAGUGUUCUCCAUUCAACACGAUAAAGACAAACCACCAGUUCAAUAUAUGCCCCGAAUAUUCCUGGCCUAUGAUAAUCCACAUAAAUGGCAAUUGCGAUCAUAUCUCUACCAAGCUCGAGAUAUCCUUGGUUUGGAUUCAGAAGGUGUUUCAGAUGCCUUUGCCAAAGUUUGCUUUCAGAAUGUCAGUAAAAAUACAAGAGUUGUGAAGGAAACACUUUGCCCUGAUUGGGAUCAGACAUUGUUGUUUGAGGAUAUGUCUUUGUUUGGGUCACCAAAAGUCAUUGCUGAGAACCCUCCAUAUGUGACCAUAGAAUUAUUUGACAAAGAUCGAGUGGGUAAAGAUGAAUAUCUUGGUCGUUGCUUUGUCCAACCUAUGGUGCGGUUAAAUGGAUCAAACCCUCCAGCAGCACGUUUAAUGUGGUACAACGUCAUGAGAGGUGAACGACAGUGUGGCGAGCUUUUAGCUGCAUUUGAGUUGUUUUUAGAUGAGGGUGCAGAUUUACCAUUCCCUCCUCCAAUGAAAGAGAAUCGAUAUGUAGUACCUAAUGGAAUCCGCCCCCUGAUGGUGCGAACAGGCGUUGAGAUUUUAUGUUGGGGAGUAAGAAAUAUGAAGAAGUAUCAACUGGCGAAUUGCACUUCUCCGUCAGCUACUUUCGAAAUCGGUGGACAAGUUAUCAAAUCGGACACAAUCAAAAAUACAAGGAAAAAUCCUAACUUUGUAAAGAAUGUCUUCUUUAUUGACAUGUAUCUACCUAAAGAUCCUUUAUACAUGCCUCCUGUGAACAUUAAAAUUCGUGAUCAUCGUACUUUUGGACGUAAGCCAGUGGUUGGAAGACAUAUUUUAAAAUCAUUAGAUUUCAAUCUUCCACCAAAAGCUGAUCCACCAGCAGAAUCGCUAGUUGAUCCUAUUAGGAAAAAACUUAAAAGAGACGUUACGUUGGACAUAGAAGAGAAACAAAAGAAAAAGGAAAUUGUAGAGGAACAACUUGAUUGGUGGUCAAAGUAUUUUGCAUCGACUGGUGAAACAGCCAAAUGUGGAGACUUUUUUAAAAAAGGACAUCUACCUAUACAGAUCUACCGAAAAGAAUUGGAAGAAGUUAAAGAAUUCGGAGAAUUCGAAGACUUCGUUAAGUCGUUUCCAUUAGAACGAGGAAAAGAAGAUGAUGAAGAAAAUGAUAGUGUGGUUGGAGAGUUUAAGGGCCUCUUCAAAAUCUACCCCUUACCUCCUGACCCUAAUGAGAAAAUCAAGAACAAGUAUUUCUCGAAAGUAAAAGACAGCAAGCCAGUUCCAUGCACUGUUCGAGUUUACAUUAUUCGAGGCAUUGAAUUGCAACCCAAAGACCCUAAUGGAAAAGCAGACCCGUUCAUUGAGGUGGAGUUAGGCGACAAAAAGAUAUCCGAUAAGGAUAAUUACAUCCCUAAUGAAAUCAAUCCAUACUUUGGUGCAUACUUUGAGUUAAAAGCUACAAUACCAUUAUCUAAAGAUUUAAAAAUUAAGGUCAUGGAUUAUGAUCUGUUGACAAGAAAUGACUUGAUUGGGGAGACUGUGAUUGAUCUAGAAAACAGAUAUUUGUCGAAAGCUCGCCCCACCUGUGGUCUACCACCUGCUUACUACACCUCUGGACCAUACCAAUGGCGUGACCAAAAGAGUCCAGUUGAACUUCUUAAUUCAUUGUGCAAGUCCACACCACAGUACCUUAGCCAAACGCAGGUUGUUGUGAAUGGCGAACUGAUUAACCUUGAAUACUUCGAGAAAACACCACCGACCAACCCGCAUUUGGGCCCACCAGACCAAAGACUUGCUUUGCAUGUUCUAAACACACGAGAUUUAACUGGUUCGAAAUUAGUACCAGAACACGUAGAAACUAGGUCACUACGCAACCCAUUGCAACCGAGUAUGGAUCAGGGUCAGCUUGAAAUGUUUGUGGACAUUUUCCCUCUCAGUCAAGGUCAACCUGGACCUCCAUUUAAUAUUAAACCACGUAAACCGAAAGAUUAUCAUCUUCGUUGUAUCAUUUGGAACACAGCAGAUGUCCCACCAAGCGAUACCUCGUUUAAUGGCGAAAAAAUGAGUGAUCUUUACGUAAAAGGUUGGAUGGAAGGCGGCGAGGAUGACAAAGAAAAGACUGAUGUGCACUAUCGCUCCAUGGGCGGUGAGGGCAUGUUUAACUGGAGAAUGUGCUUCCCAUUUAAAUACAUGCCUGAAGAGAAAGUUAUGAUAGUGGACAAAAAGGAGCAUUUUUGGAGUUUGGAUACCACAAGACAGCUAUUGCCUCCAAAAAUUAACAUUCAAGUUUGGGACAAUGAUCUUUUCUCCGCCAACGACUUUAUUGGUAACCUUGAACUGGAUCUGAGCAAAUUACCACGACCAAAGAAACAGGCGAAUAAAUGCAAUUUAGCAAUGUUGGAAGACAACGCUGAUACUAUGGAUUUGUUUAUCGCCAAAUCGGUCAAAGGAUGGUGGAUGAUGGCUGAAGAGAACGAAGAUGGCACCAUGAAGAAAAAAGGUAAGAUAGAAAUGACACUUGAAAUUGUAUCUGAUCAAGAAGCAGAAGAGAAACCAGCUGGUCAAGGGCGGGAGGAACCAAACAUGAAUCCUAAGUUGGAGGAACCAGAUCGUCCGAAAACUUCAUUCUUGUGGUUCACAUCACCAUGGAAGACAUUGAAAUACGUCAUUUGGAGAAAUUAUAGGUGGUUCAUCAUUGGUUUCCUCAUCUUCCUGCUCUUGCUAGUGUUCAUAGUGCUCUUCAUGUAUAGCGUACCUGGAAAUCUUGUCAGAAGGAUAUUUGGAACCUAAAUUCUCACAGGUUGAAAGAAUGUGUGAUCGGACUUUUAUGUGGACACAAUAAACGAAUAUUGCAAUUUACUUUUGGGUUUUUGUUACAGUUAUGAAUCUCAUGUUACACAUUUUUCCGCGUAGUAAACACGCCUAGAAAAUCUCUUUUUUGUGCAGACGAAAUCCUUUUCUUUAAAACAAUUCGUCUGAAGUAGUAAGACCGAUUUGUUGGACGUGGAUUAGAUAUUUUUUGUUCUAUGCAUAUGACAGGUAAUGAUUUAUUUUGUAAUGUUUUAAAGUUAUACACGGCAUUAAACACUGAGAGUAUGAAAGUAUGGAAGUUUCAUCCUAAAUUACUUUAAUCGAAACCAGUGUGUUGCUGGCGUGUGUAUCGAAAAGCAAUUUUUUUGUAUAUCGUUGGUAAAUUUUUGUAGUUUUUUAUGGAGAGUUUCUGUAUUUGUUUAAUAUUUAUAGUUUAUUUAUAUUUUUUAAUUUUCCACGAUCAUUCGUAUAUUUAUUAAUUUUCCAUGAUACUUUUGUAUAUUAUUAAUUUUCCAUGGUAGUUUUGAUGAAAGGAUAAAAGGUUACAAAAAAAAUGUUAUUUGUUACACAGCCUGCAUUGCUUCCUUUGUGAUGGUUUUGUGGUUAGCUCGGAUAUUUCAUGUGUUGGUGCAGAUGCAAUUCCCACUUACUCUUGCUCGAUGUGGUGUGAACAAAUCCCUACAACGUAUUAGAUUAACCGUAAAGGGCCCUGUACGGCAGACCAGGAAGUUACAGAUUCGCGUAGAAUGCAACAACGUUAAAAAUGAAGAACAGGAAAAUCCAGUCAUACUCUAGGCAAUAACGCUAAAUUCCCCAAUGCUUGGAAGUGGUCGAAAUUUUUUGCGAAAAAUAAU